AUGGACCUUUAUUAUUUGCUUCCCUGUAGAAUUUCGUAUGAUCCCACAAGGUAUCCAAAAUACAUUCCUGAGGCGUACUGCCUGUGCAAAGGCUGCCUGGUGGGGGCCUUUGGGGAGGAGAGCUUUCGCUUCCGCAGCACCCCCGUGUACAUGCCGACCGUCGUCCUCCGGCGCACGCCCUCCUGCGCUGGCGGCCGCUACCUCUACACGGAGCACUACGUCACUGUCCCCGUGGGCUGCACCUGUGUGCCCGAGCCAGAAAAAGAGGCAGAAAGCGUCAAUUCCAGCAUAGAUAAGCAGGAAAUGAAGUUGCUGGUCAGCCAGGACAAGCCGUCGUCAGAAUGA
Molecule: messenger RNA, 345 nt
Organism: Merops nubicus (carmine bee-eater)
Lineage: Eukaryota; Metazoa; Chordata; Aves; Coraciiformes; Meropidae
Gene: IL17D
Product: interleukin 17D
Exons: 1
Coding region: 1-345 (114 amino acids)
Cellular component (GO): extracellular region
Molecular function (GO): cytokine activity
Source: RefSeq, a predicted model, not a curated record